AUGUCGAAAAUCACAGUCGCCGGAGUGCGUACCAACGUCCAACAACUUCUCGAAUACUCUCUCGAGACCAAGAAGAGAAACUUCCUCGAAACCGUCGAACUCCAAAUCGGCCUCAAGAACUAUGACCCCCAACGUGACAAGCGUUUCUCGGGAACCGUCCGUCUGCCCGUUGUUCCCCGCCCGGGUAUGAGCAUCUGCAUUCUCGGUGACCAGCAUGAUAUCGAUCGUGCCAAGCACGGUGGUGUUGAUGCCAUGUCUUCCGAUGACUUGAAGAAGCUCAACAAGAACAAGAAGUUGAUCAAGAAACUUGCUCGCAAGUACGAUGCCUUCGUCGCUUCCGAUACUCUCAUCAAGCAGAUUCCUCGUCUCUUGGGUCCCGGUCUCUCCAAGGCUGGUAAAUUCCCCACCCCGGUCUCCCACAACGAGGACUUGAGCGCCAAGAUCAACGAAGUCAAGUCUACAAUCAAGUUCCAGUUGAAGAAGGUCUUGUGCAUGGGUGUCGCUGUCGGCAAUGUUGGCAUGACUGAGGACCAGCUGAUCUCCAACAUCAUGUUGGCUAUCAACUACCUGGUGUCUCUCCUGAAGAAAGGCUGGCAGAACGUGGGCAGCUUGACUAUCAAGGCUUCUAUGUCUCCUCCCAAGCGCCUGUACUAG
Hyaloscypha bicolor E is the source of this 654-nucleotide messenger RNA. Its product is annotated as 60S ribosomal protein L1. Gene Ontology annotation, cellular component: large ribosomal subunit. The coding region runs from base 1 to 654 and encodes 217 amino acids. Gene Ontology annotation, biological process: translation. The transcript has 4 exons. Lineage: Eukaryota; Fungi; Ascomycota; Leotiomycetes; Helotiales; Hyaloscyphaceae. Gene Ontology annotation, molecular function: RNA binding; structural constituent of ribosome. The record is from RefSeq and is a predicted model, not a curated record.